CAGCCCUGAAAACAACCGCAUACACGUUCCUUUAGCAUCCUUGUCACCCCAAGACAGUAGCUGUCACUAUGGUCUAUUUCUGGAGGUGCAGACACAAGCCGGCUGGGUGGGACACCAGGAUGAAGUGAUGCUGGGGAUGAGCCUUGUGGGCCUGGGCACACUCCAGCAUCUUUCUCGGGGAUUAUUUAGACAUGGUCAGCUAGCCCGUCAACAUGUAUGAUUAAAAGUUGUUACCUAGAAGGGGGAACCCAGAAAGGGGGUCUGGCUUUAGAGAGGUGGCUUGGAAACUACAAAACGGAGCUUCUCGGGAAUGCCUUUUUGCCUAACAGGAAGUGGAGCGUUACCCAAAGCGAGGGAGGGGUGGCCAUUCAGGGACUGUCCCCUGCUCCAGGCACUCACUUUGCAGGCGGCACAUUUUCUAUCAAUUAGACCAGCAGAGAGGUUGGAAGCCCGGUUUAGGGAAGUGGGUGGGAAGGAGGCAAGCAAAGGAGACUCCCCUUCCGAUCUAUGCUAACCAAGCUGCAAAUAAACCCUGCUGGCCCCACUUCAAUCUCCUGCACUAGAGUACCAAGAGAGCCUGUUCCCAUGAAGCCCUGAAGCUGUAAGGAAUGCUGUUGUAAAAAAAUUAAUAAUACGAUGAGGGGUUGCCACAUCUGCAAACUUCCGGGAAGAGUCAUGGGGAUCCGUGUGCUCCGGUUCUCCCUGGUGAUCAUCCUUGUGUUGCUGCUAGUAGCUGGAGCUUUGACCAACUUACUCCCCAACAUCAAAGAAGACAAGAUGCUCACUGUGCGUAGGGAAAUCAAAUCCCAGAGCAAGUCGGCCCUGGAUUCGUUCACUCUCAUCAUGCAGACGUACAACAGAACAGACCUCUUACUAAGACUCUUAAAUCAUUAUCAGGCGGUACCGAAUCUGCACAAAGUGAUCGUGGUGUGGAACAAUGUGGGAGAGAAGGGACCAGAGGAGUUGUGGAAUUCUCUAGGGCCUCACCCCAUCCCUGUCCUCUUCAAACCACAAACGGCAAACAGAAUGAGAAAUCGACUCCAGGUCUUCCCUGAGGUGGAGACCAACGCGGUGUUAAUGGUAGACGAUGACGUGCUCAUUAGCGCCCAGGACCUUGUUUUUGCUUUCUCAAUCUGGCAGCAAUUUCCGGAUCAGAUCGUAGGAUUUGUACCUAGAAAACACGUAUCUACUUCCUCCGGUAUCUACAGUUACGGAGGCUUUGAGCUGCAGACUCCUGGGCUUGGAAACGGCGACCAGUACUCCAUGGUGCUCAUCGGAGCCUCCUUCUUCCACAGCAAAUACCUGGACCUCUUCCAGAAACAGCCUGCAGCCGUCCACACGCUGAUCGACGAGACCCAAAACUGUGACGAUAUCGCCAUGAACUUCAUCGUCAGCAAGCACACUGGCAAGUCUUCAGGGAUAUUCGUGAAACCUAUAAACAUCAUCAAUUUGGAGAAAGAAACCAACGGUUAUUCAGGAAUGUGGCAUCGGGCAGAGCACUUUCUGCAGAGAUCCUACUGUCUGAAUAAGCUUGUUAACAUCUUCAGUGGCAUGCCCUUGAAGUACUCCAACAUUAUGAUUUCCCAGUUUGGCUUUCCAUAUGCCAACCACAAAAGUAAGAUGUGAACCAGAAACAAACAAACCCAAAACACCUCUUGGUUUUCAGUGGUUUCUCCAUGCUGUGUGUUCUUUUGCUUUUUUUUUUUUUAAAGCAACACCGUGAACUUUUAUCUAGUCCACAAGUCUGUAUAAUAGAAAAAAAUAUGCAGUACUUCUCAAGUAUAAAACACAUGGACUUCAAAAGCCAAAAAGCCGACCUUACCAGAUAGUAUUUCUUGUAAAGAGCUUUUGUCCAAGGUUGUAAUUCCUUGGCGGUAAUAUUAUUGUUUACAUCUCGAGGCUGCUUUUGUUUGAGCCCUGGCAUUUGCCUUAUGGACCUACAGCGAGCUGCUUCCAGAGACUCAAAAGAGACAAUUUUCAACUUUUCAGUGAAGGUUGAUUGUUUUUAUUUGAAGCCUGAAAUGCCUGCAGUAUAGGGAAAAGCCAUGUGAGGAGAGUUUAGUCUGAACCCAGUGUUGAGAAUCAGGAACAUUCCUGGUUGCCAGUGUCCUUUCUGGCCCCUCUAAGCAGAAUUGACUAAGCCCAGCAUGGUUUGGACAAAGCCGUCAGUGCUGGUGUUUUUGCUGUUAUGCCUGUCGUGACUGGGAGUGUUAAGUUUUCAUGGCUGACUAUUGUUUAAUUGUUUGGGGUUUUGUUUGUUUGUUUGUUUUCGUGAACCUACUCUGCAUGGAUCACUAAAAUGUGCCCGCCAUGUUUCUUAGAUGCAACUUAUAUGCAACAAGGAGUCAGUGUGCUCCUGUAACCUGCCACCGUGUGUGACCUUGAGAAUCGACAUUAGUUCUUAUAUUUUCCAGAAUGUGUUGAGUAAAUAUGUAUAAAUAACUUCUGAAAGAGCGGUUAAAUAGAAGCUAGCAGAAAUUUAAAGACAUAGUAUCAAAGAUCUUUAUUAUUAAAGCAGAGGCUAUCUUGUGAGUAUUACACAGAAGUGUUUCCAUCCAGAACCCAUGAUUUUGUUAGGAUUUUUCAAGCCCCGAGGCACUAUUCAUCACGAUGAAAUUUCUCUUACAUAGUUGCAGAAAGUAAAAAGGACUGAGCCCUCAUGUGGGAAGGCUGUGGGGUACCCUCAGGAGUUCACUGUUCCUACUACACGCUAUGGGAGCCAGUGUCUGCACCCUUCCUGGUGUCCUUUGGUUUGACCUGUUCACCACUACUGAAAAGGAUUACCCUAUCAGGCAUCCCAGUGUCCCUUUUCUUCUUCUCUUCAUCUAAGGCCUAAACAUUCUCAAAAGGCGUGAAAAUACAAUACUGACAGCCGAAGUUCCACUACAAGAUCUUCCCACAGUCAGUUCAGUGUCUGUCUGUCUAACAAUGGCGUGUGUGUGUGUGUGUGUGUGUGUGUGUGUGUGUGUGUGUGCGGGUGUGUGUGUGCAUGUGUGUCUUAAUGCAAUCAGAAAUAUAUUUCGUUUGAUUUCAUUAAAAGUCAUGUCAGUUAUCUGCUUUCUCCAAAUUUGGUAAUACAUUUUUUUGCCUCUGGUUGUCCGCUGUCAAAUAAACAAACGUCAGUGGUCCACCAUGUUACUAGCUAAGCAGGCUGCGCUGGUGAUUCGUGCCAUGUUUCUCUGUGCUCCGCAGUACUGCUCACAAUGAAGCCGAAAACUUGUGCUCACCAGGAAUAAGUUUCCUACUGGGAAAAAUAGUCCCGUGUUUGAUUUCCUGCUGUUCUAAAAUUUUGUUUUAAAUGUGACAUUAGAGCAUGUGAAUUAGACUACGUUCUCACGUGUUAUAAAUAGUCAACAAAAGUACAUUUAGGUAUAUUCAAGAAAGAUUUGUACACUGGCUAGACCUCCUAAGACCAUGAAAACCUCUUACUCAUGCCCCAUAUGAUCCAAACUCACCGGUGCAGGCUCAAGACUACACCUGCGAAGCCACACAGCUCAGGAGUGAAUCCUAUAGGUUCUGCUGUCAGACUUUGGGUGGACAUCCUUGCUAGACAUCACAUUUAAAGAGCCCCUGUUUCCUCAUCAAAAUGUGAUUGUUUUUCUUCAUUUUUUUCUUAAGAAAUGCCUAUAUACCCUAAACAUUGGAAGACUGAGAAUAGGUUAAUAUUCACAGUUUUAUUAAGAAUUGGUUUUAAAGAAUAGUAUGGUAUGCGUUACUAGGGUACAGUGGCUUCCUUAUUUCAGAUGUUCAAAGCAUUAAAACUGUUGGGGUGUUUUAAUGCUAGAAAACCUGAUAUCCACCAACUGAAAUCCUGAGAGCACUGUCUGUGCACAGUACACAGGAACCGGAGAAUUGUUCCUUGUUUUCAUUCUUUUCCUCAUAUACUUUUCCCCUUCGCUUUGUUCGUUUAGAGACACACAGUCUUAUUCUUUAACCUGGGCUGGCCUCAAACUCAAGGCCCCUCCUGCCUGGGUCUCCCAAAAUGCUGAGAUUACAGAUAUGAGACAUCACACCUGGCUCUUCACGUCAAAGCAGUACGUAUUUAUUCUAUCGGUUUGGGCAUGGUCACAACACUGUAAAGAAAUCAAAGAUCCAGCUGUGGUGGCUCACCUCUGUCAUCCCAGCACUCAGAAGGCUGAGGGAGAAUUCCAGUGAAGAUCAGCCCUGCCACAGGGUAAGACCCUGUAUCUGUGUAUCUGUGUGUGUUUUCACGCCUGCACGUAUGUGGGCAUGGGUGUGGGCAUGGAUGUGUGUAUGAUAUUCAGAGGACAACUUUUCAGAAUCAAUUAGCUCAUUCCGCCAUGUGGGUUAGGAGUAUCAAACUGGAUAGACCACCCUACCUUACAGAUCUAUGAGCGCAUCCCAUGAUUAUUCCCUUAAAAUGAAGUCCAACAAAAUUGCACAUCUGUAUCUACCUAGUGGGAUUCAUCUCAUCUGUUAUGGGCUUUGAGACACACUAUUAGAUUCCUCUAGAACUGUUGCCAUGGUGACACUAUUAAUAGACCAUCUGAGAACACCUGUUUCCCACCAGCCUUCCUGACUUCCGCCAUCCUGUCAUCUACUCAUUCCACAUAAACUAUCUGAGGGCUACAGAGUUUUAAAGGCUUCUCUUUCACAGAACUUGAUGUUGAGAAGGCUAAACGGGCAGGCAAAGAACUGUCCCAACGACAGCUCAAAGGGCAGUGGAAGAAGCUUCAGGAAGCUUUAGAAAGAAACUAUUUCAAGGUUGUUGCAUAGACACAUAAUUCACUACUUAUGUCAGUUUCUGUCUUAUUAAUACUUCCAACUUUGUUCUCUUUCCACCCCACUCCAACACACACACACACACACACACACACACACACACACACACACACACACACACACACACACACGGCCUGCUCUUGAUUCACCUCCAUCUUCUCUCCUUUCAUGAAGUCUCUCACAAUAUAAAACCCAAUUAUUUUCUAACACUGGGUCUUGCCCUUCUUAGUGUCCUUCCCUGUAGAGUAAGGAUGAAGCACUUGCCCUGAAACUUUACAUGUUGCACUUCUUCGUGAAGGAUGCUACAUACCAGAAAGAUCUUGGCAGUGCCCUCAGAAAUCACAGAAAAAGGACCGUGCAGCUAAGCGGUUGUUUUUAAAGUUAGUUGUGAAGUAUGGGUAUAUCAAAAUCAUACUGUUACAGCGUGAAGAGAGAGCAAGCCUCUGCAAAUACCAAAAUACACUUUAGUAAGCCCACCAGAGCAAAGGGAUGUGCUUGCUUGCUUUUCGUUUGUUUGUUUUUGCUCUAUACUCCACUAUGGUCUUUAGUUUGUUACCUGGGCUAGCCUUCAAUUCAGGGUCUUCCUGUCUUAGCUUCUUUUUUUUUUUUUAAUUUUAUUGUAUGAGUACACUGUAGCUGCCUUCAGACACACCAGAAGAGGGCAUCAGAUCUCAUUACAGAUGGUUGUGAGCCACCAUGUGGUUGCUGGGAUUUGAACUCAGGACCUCAGGAAGAGCAGUCGGUGCUCUUAACCACUGAGCCAUCUCUCCAGCCCGAGCUUCUUGAUCACUAGGAUUAUAGGCCUGGGUGUCAUGCCUGGCUCCAGAAAGAAUUUGCAUGAAGCAUUUACAUGACUCUAGAGCCUCUGUAUCUUAGCAUUUCAUUUAUUGCUGAGAGAAAAUAUUAAAAACUCAAUUGGGACUUUAUUUUUUAGUUCUUUUUUUGUUUUGUUUGUUUGUUUGUUUGUUUCACAAGAAACCAGCUUCAUUUCAUACCAGGUGUUAACUUGGACUAAUCGUGUGUGUGAGUUUGUGUGUGAGUGUGUGUGUGUGUGUGUGUGUGUGUGUCUGUCUGUCAGUCUGUCUGUCUGUUCCCUGGAACAUUUGGCAAUUUGGGAAAAAUAGUUUUGGUUGUUACAACUGGAGACAUGCUACUAACCACCUGUAUAUUAAGGGUGGCGUUGCUCAGUACCCAUCAAUAAACAGGGCAGAUGUGACAGUGACACAGCUGAGAAAAAGCCUGCUUAGCGCCAGUUCUUAGGUCAUUUGGUUAUUAUCUACGCAGCAUGCUUUCUCACAUGCAAGUUUCAUGCUAAUGUGUUGCCUGUGUAACAAUGCCUAUUGGGAUGUAAACUCGAGGGGAAAUGUGUUUGUCUGAUAAUACAGCCAGUGUGCAAGGCUAUGAGCACAGCCCCAUCAGAAAGUCACAGACAUCCCCAGGGAUGGUUUAUUCAGACUGGUCCACAUUCCCCCUCCAUUCUUACAUCUGAAGAAAUGCAGAAGAGAUCUUGCUUUUUUGAGAAGGACUUGGGGGAUGGGGGGGAGCAUAUUUUGGAAGUGCCAGAUAGCAGCAUUACAUAACACUCUGUGUAUUCGAAUAACACAUCUUGAGUUUGAGAAAGCGGACAUCAAUGAAUUGGGAAAGGCUAAAUAAAAUUUUAAAGCAUG
Molecule: messenger RNA, 6410 nt
Organism: Rattus norvegicus (Norway rat)
Lineage: Eukaryota; Metazoa; Chordata; Mammalia; Rodentia; Muridae
Gene: Extl2
Product: exostosin-like glycosyltransferase 2
Biological process (GO): UDP-N-acetylgalactosamine metabolic process; N-acetylglucosamine metabolic process
Cellular component (GO): endoplasmic reticulum membrane; membrane; endoplasmic reticulum
Molecular function (GO): glycosyltransferase activity; glucuronyl-galactosyl-proteoglycan 4-alpha-N-acetylglucosaminyltransferase activity; glucuronylgalactosylproteoglycan 4-beta-N-acetylgalactosaminyltransferase activity
Source: RefSeq, a predicted model, not a curated record